Penicillium paradoxum is the source of this 1761-nucleotide messenger RNA. RefSeq names its product putative general amidase. Bases 1 to 1761 code for a protein of 586 amino acids. The record is from RefSeq and is a predicted model, not a curated record. Lineage: Eukaryota; Fungi; Ascomycota; Eurotiomycetes; Eurotiales; Aspergillaceae. The transcript is spliced from 3 exons.
AUGACCUCCAAACAGCCCCGUUACGUGGCAGUUGCCCAACGCAAGCAAGCUGAGCUCGCCGCAGCUAUCCCUACCGAAUGGCGGUUGCCCGCACACGUCAUCCCCGAGGGGAUGCUCUCCAUUGCCGAGUCGAUCACGGUCGGCCCCAAAGCUUACCAACAAAUUGGUGUGAUGGAUAUUCCACGGACGUGCGGUCUACUCACCUUUGAGGAGCUGGAAAUUACAGAAAAAUACGAUGUGCGGGGGCUAGUGGGGGAAAUGGCGGAGGGUCGACGAAAGGCUGAGGACGUGGUGCGAAGCUUCUGUAAGAGAGCAGCCGUUGCCCACCAGCUCACACGCUGUCUAACCGAGCCUCUUUUUGACCGCGCGUUGCAACGGGCCCGGGAGCUGGAUGAUCACCUCCAACGUACGGGCACCCCAUUCGGCCCCUUACAUGGUCUCCCAGUGUCAGUGAAGGAUUCCUAUAAUGUCAAAGGAGUGGAUUCAAGCAUCGGAUUAUCUGCGCUAGCAUUCAAGCCCGCAACAGCCAAUGCUCCACUGGUAGACUUGCUGGAGUCCCUUGGCGCAGUAGUGAUUGCCAAGACGAACAUCCCUCAGACACUUGCAACGUUGGAUAGCUGCAACCACCUUUUCGGCCGCACGCUUAACCCGCUCAACCGAAAAUGGACCGCUGGUGGCAGCACCGGCGGCGAGGGCGCACUGGUCGCUAUGCGCGGGUCCAUGGUAGGCUUUGGCACGGAUAUCGGUGGUAGCAUUCGCGUGCCGGCUAUGUGCCACGGUAUCUAUGGCUUCAAACCGAGUAAUGGACGCGUGCCCUUCGGAGGCCAACAGAACGGCCAGAUUGAAGGCAAGGGCCGGAUCGCUCUUCAGGCUGUGGCUGGGCCGAUAGCUCGAUCUGUUGCAGAUUUGAACGCUAUUAUGGCAGAGAUUGUACCUCGUGCGGAACUAUUUGGUGAAGAUUGCAUCCCGGGCUCUUGGCCUUCAUCCUCAGUAUCGAUCUCGCUUGCUCCUCCGCGCAACUUCACCAUCGGUGUUUUAAAGACAGAUGGCGUCGUCACGCCUCUGCCACCGAUUACACGCAUAUUAAACGAAGUUGCUAACAUUCUCCGCCGUACACCCGGUGUUGAAGUUGUCGAUAUUCCACUCCCCCCGGUCUUGCCUACAUGCCAAGCCCUGGCUGGCCGGCUGAUGGGCGUCGACGAUGGGUCGCACAUGCUUGAUCUCAUCGAGAGUAUGGAUGAGGACCUUAUUCCAUGGUUGCAGGGUCGAAUGAAACGCGGCAAGGCGCUGACAGUGGUUCAAUUGGCCAAGCUGCAGGCUCAGCGUGCUGAAGUGGAGAAGGAGAUGAUGAAGAUGUGGACACUGUCCCCGCAGGCUUCAUCUGUAGCUCGACGCGUAGACGCCAUCAUCUGCCCUGUGGCCCCGCACCCUGUCCCCGAGAUCGAUCGCUACAAUGCAGUCGGGUACACCUCGACCUUCGUCCUGCUGGACUACCCUGCCGGCGUGGUUCCUGUCCGCUCAUUUACAGAAUCCGAUCUUGAGAUUGGACGGGAAAUGGAGGCGCCUGUAUUGGGAAGCUGGGACAAAGCCAAUCGCAAGCUCUGGGACGAGAAAACAGUUGACCGCCGCCUCUAUCUCGGCUCCCCUCUUAGUGUGCAGAUCGUCACUCCUAAGCUGCACGAUUAUCAGCUUUCCCAGGCCAUGGAAAUUGUCGAUCGUGCGGUGCAGGGACAGUCAAACUUGCCAAGCGCAAAGCUGUGA